AUGGCCGCAAAACCAGCCACGCCCCUCGAGCGCCACUGUCUCGUAACAGUAGGCGCAACAGCCCGCUUCACCCAGCUCCUUACUGAAGUCCUCUCCGCCGCCUUCCUGGACCAUGUCACCUCGAAUCGCUACACACAUCUCACGCUCCAAUGUGGCAAGGACUACGCAGAAUUCUCCCGCCAGAUGCUACCUCCGCUUCUGAAUCAAUACCCGGGAAUCGAAAUCACCGCCUUUGACUUUGUCGAUGACCUGACCACCGAGAUGGUCAAAUGUAGAGCGCAGGCAGGUGUGCGGGAGGCUGGUGUGGUCAUCUGUCAUGCAGGCACGGGAACCAUCCUCGACGGAAUGCGCGUCAGCGUCCCCCUCGUAGUGGUCCCCAACCCAACCCUAAAGGAUAACCACCAGGUCGAGCUCGCCGAAGAGAUCCAGCGCCAGGGUUACGGGAUCUGGGGCCGCCUCGGCGACAUCGCGUGGGCUCUGGAGCAGCUGGCCCUGCAGUUCGAUAAGACUGAGCAGCAGUACCGGCCUCAUCCUGUCGCGACAACGGGAGCGGCUCCGGUGGACGUGGAUGUCUGGCAGGUCAGCGGCGCGCUUAUGAAUCGCUACGCUGAUGAACCUGGUCAUGCUGCUGCUGCGCCGGAGACAACUAAAGCGAGUGGCGGCGGCGGCGGCGGCGGUGCUGGAAAGGAGGUUCAGCGGGAGGAGGUGGCGCAGAUGACGAUGGGCUAG
Messenger RNA from Colletotrichum paranaense, 729 nucleotides. Its product is annotated as glycosyltransferase family 28 domain-containing protein. Lineage: Eukaryota; Fungi; Ascomycota; Sordariomycetes; Glomerellales; Glomerellaceae. Gene Ontology annotation, biological process: dolichol-linked oligosaccharide biosynthetic process. The transcript has 2 exons. The record is from RefSeq and is a predicted model, not a curated record. Gene Ontology annotation, cellular component: UDP-N-acetylglucosamine transferase complex. The coding region runs from base 1 to 729 and encodes 242 amino acids. Gene Ontology annotation, molecular function: hexosyltransferase activity.